Messenger RNA from Bicyclus anynana (squinting bush brown), 622 nucleotides. Its product is annotated as myosuppressin-like. NCBI's taxonomy places the organism in Eukaryota, Metazoa, Arthropoda, Insecta, Lepidoptera, Nymphalidae. The record is from RefSeq and is a predicted model, not a curated record. The transcript is spliced from 2 exons. The coding region runs from base 173 to 430 and encodes 85 amino acids.
CAACCUAUAGCAUAUAGUAUCAAUAUUGAUAAAUGUCCAUAACCAGAACAGGAAAAAAAAUAUGUUAUUGUAUUGUGGAUAACUUAUAAUAAUAAUUAAGGAAAAUAACUAAAUACUGGUCAUAUAAACCAUGAUGUAGUUAUUUAUAGCUUACAGCAAGUUAAUAAGUCAAAUGGGUUGGUGUCCAGCAAACAGUAAAGUGGAAGCAGGUUGGGUGGUGUUGUUGGUGGUGGUGCUGUGCUGGUGCAUGGUGUUGGCACACGCCGCGCCCGCGCAGCUGUGCACGGCCAGCUCUGAGAGCGACACGCGCGCGGCACGCUUCUGCCAGGCACUCAACACCUUCCUAGAGCAGUCUGCCAAGCACUCAACACACUCUGACGCGGCGAGCAAGCAGGCAGUAGUAUCAAGGUCUCCAUCAUUAACAAGUUAAAACAUACCUAACAGUCAUUUGAUCAAUCAGUCCAGAGACUGAUCUCCAGAAGACUCAGGAAAAAGAAAAGAAUAACAACCAAUUUUUAGCUUUAUGGGAAUUAAUGUAACAUAUAUUUUUCAUUACUUUUCCUCAAAAACGCACUCAUAUUAUCAUUGCUUAGCAGGAUUAAACAACCAUUUUAGACUCUAA